Molecule: messenger RNA, 2267 nt
Organism: Magnolia sinica
Lineage: Eukaryota; Viridiplantae; Streptophyta; Magnoliopsida; Magnoliales; Magnoliaceae
Product: factor of DNA methylation 5-like
Exons: 9
Coding region: 52-1920 (622 amino acids)
Biological process (GO): gene silencing by siRNA-directed DNA methylation
Source: RefSeq, a predicted model, not a curated record
UGUGUAUAUCCCUUAGCUGCUGUUGGUCGCAGUUCACAUCUUCACACGUUAAUGGAAACCAGUUCAGAAGAAGAUGGAGAUAUAAGCGAGUCCGAAAUACGUGACUACGAAGCCAAAUCCUAUCUGCAAUUGAAGACUAGGAAGCAUAAAGUGAAAUUAUCGGAUUCCAUUUUCCGCUGCCCUUUCUGUAAAGGGAAGAAGAAACAAGAUUUCAUUUACAAGGACCUACUUCAACAUGCCACUGGAGUAGGCUUAUCGAACAGGAAGGGAAAAGUAAAGGCAAACCACCGUGCAUUGAUGAGAUUCUUGAAAACAGACGUACCAGAUGCCGCUGGGCCAUCAAAACGUACAGUCGAGAAGGAAUGUCCAACUAGACCUGACCAAGAUGAUCCUUUUGUCUGGCCUUGGAUGGGCAUCAUUUAUAACCUUCCGAUCGAGUUGGAGGCUGAAGAACAUGUUGGCACGUGCGCUUCGACGCUGAAGAUGCUGUUUUCUAAAUAUAAUCCAGUGGAAAUUCAUGCUUUCUGGGAUGACCAAUGCCGUUCUGGCAAUGCCAUAGUGGAAUUUCAGAAGGAUUGGAGUGGAUUCAAGGAUGCGAUGGCGUUCGAGAAAUCAUUUGAAGUAAAUCAUUUUGGUAAAAGAGAUUGGAACAAACAGAAGCACUGUGGAUCAAAUGUCUAUGGAUGGGUCGCGCAGGCUGAUGAUUACAACUCCAUGGGUCCAAUAGGGGAGCAUCUCCGAGCAAAUGGAGCUCUGAAAACAGUUUCUGAUCUUUCGAAAGAAGAAAUGCGGAAGAACGAAAAGCAUUUGACAAAUCUGGCUACCGAAAUCGAUAUAAAGAAUAAGUAUCUAAAGGAAAUGGAGUGCAGGUAUAACGAGACUAGUUUAUCUCUUAGUAAGGUGGUAGAGGAGAAAAACAAGCUACUACUGGCUUAUACUGAAGAAAUGAGAGAGAUGCAGCGCAUUGCACGAGAUCGUUCUUCUCGGAUCUUUGAGGAGAAUAAAAGGCUUAAGUCCGAGUUGGAAUCUCAGGGAAAAGAACUUGAGAGGCGACGGAAAGAAUUGGAAAUGCGUGAAGCCCAAAAUGACAAUGAGAAGAGGGAACUUGAUGAUGAGAGGAAAAAGAAUGAGAUGAAAAAUAGUUCACUUCAAAUGGCGAAUUUGGAGAAGGCAAAGGCGGAUGAAAAGGUCUUGAAGCUGCUCGAAGAUCAAAAGACAGAAAAGGAGGCUCUUCUCAACCGAAUCCUUAGAUUAGAAAAAGAGCUUGAUGCCAAACACCAAUUGGAAUUAGACAUUCAGCAACUGAAAGGGAAGGUGCAGGUGCUAAAGCACAUGGGAAGUGACAGUUCGUUGGAAGAAAUGACUGAAAAACUGAAAGAGAAGGAAGGAGAAAUGGAAGCAAUGGAAGAUAUGAAUCAAACUCUUAUUGUUAGAGAGCGCUCGAGCAACGAUGAGCUGCAGGAUGCUCGUAAAGUAUUAAUUAAGGAACUGAAUGAGAUGUGCGGUGGCCGUUCUUUAGUUGGAAUCAAGAGAAUGGGAGAAAUCAAUCUGAAACCAUUUCGAGUGGCAUGCAUGCAAAGAUUUUCAGCUAAGGAAGCAGAAGAGAAAUCAGCCGAGUUGUGCUCCUUUUGGCAAGACCAGAUUUCCGACCCAGCAUGGCAUCCUUAUAGAAUAGUCAGAGGGGAAUCUCGGGAAGAAAUAGACGAUGAGGAUGAAAAGCUAAAACAGCUAAAGGAUGAGUUGGGUGAUGGAGUGUACGAGGCUGUAACAACAGCUUUGUUGGAGAUGAAUGAAUACAACCCGAGUGGGAGAUAUGUAGUGCAGGAGAUAUGGAAUUUCAAAGCGGAAAAGAAAGCAGAAAUGAAAGAGGUCAUGCAAUUUAUCCUGAAGAAAUUGAGUUCUGUCAAGCGGAAGAAAUGACACAGACAAGGACAAGCAAUCAACGGCCAGGAUUAAAAUUGGAAGGACCCAAGAUCAAAUCAGGAAUUUAUGAGGGAUGUUGACAUUUUGAAGGGGUAUUGAAUGUCAGGUCAGUGUUUCAUAUCCAUGCUUUUUAAGAUCUAAUAUUUUCUGUAUGUUCUCAUGUUCCUGGGCCAGGGUCAUGAUGACUUUUGUUUAAAUGGGCCCCACAAAGUGGACUUUGUAUGUUGAUCUUGUUUUGUUUAAGCUGUCCCACUCGGCGGCCCUGUAUGAUUUUUUUGGUUUAAGUGGGCCUCGUGAAGGGUGGACUUGAGCCGUCUAAUUAUGGUCAUGCACGAGUCUAGCCA